Cricetulus griseus (Chinese hamster) is the source of this 2693-nucleotide messenger RNA. The record is from RefSeq and is a predicted model, not a curated record. NCBI's taxonomy places the organism in Eukaryota, Metazoa, Chordata, Mammalia, Rodentia, Cricetidae.
AGGUAGUCUGUAGAACGCCGGGACGCCCUCGGGUGGGGCGAGUUGGAUGUUUAGUCCUCACUGAGGGAAAUGUGUCUGAGGGCAAAGCGCGGAAAACUGGCUUGAGCUGCUGCGAGGGGAAAAGUUGUAAACCGUCACCCCUCCUCUCCGGCGCCCCGCAGGAGAGAACGGUUUCCUGGUCCCUGCGGGGUCUUCAGCGCCGGCCGAUAUUUCCCUGCAGCGGGAUGGAGCAAGAGACUGAGGCAGUCCCCAGGAAGAGGAAGGAGGCGGACUCGGCCUUGGCGACAGAGCUGGGUAGGCCUCCGUGGGAUCUUGAGGACAAGCAGCCUAAAGCCAAGAAAGCUCGCUUAUCUACCAUUUUAUUUCCUGAAACUUGUGAAGUAACCCAUAGACAGCUGUGUGAGUUGCUGAAGUAUGCAGUCCUGGGUAAAUCCACUGUUCCUAAACCCAGCUGGUGCCAGCUUUUACACCCAAACCACCUAAGCAGUGUGGUGAUUUUUAUUCUGAAGGGAAUGAGUCAGCUGCACUUCUACAAGUUUUAUUUGGAAUUCAGAUUUCUCCGAAAGACAUUCAAACAUAAAUUCAGCUUGCCUCCUCCAACAUCUGAUUUUCUAUUUGAUAUCAUUGGGCUGCAAAAGAAGAAAUCAACUAGAGGUUUUCCUAGGACUAUUGAAGGACCUUUAAUGUCUGCCGUUCUAAAAUCCAGCACCAACCUGCAGAAUGACCCCAUCAUUCAGAAGUAUGGCUGUGAGAAAGUGGGCUUGACUAGAUGCCUUCUGACAAAAGAAGAAAUGAAAACAUUUCAUUUCCCACUAGAAGGUUCCCCUAACUGUGAAAACUUUAUCCUUACCAAGUGUGAUGGUUCCAUAACAGAUAGUAGUCCCCUCUUUGGACUUGACUGUGAAAUGUGCCUUACAUCCAAGGGGAGAGAACUAACACACAUCUCACUGGUUGCUGAAGGAGGCCAUUGUAUUAUGGAUGAGCUGGUCAAACCUGACUUCAAGAUUCUGAACUACCUUACUAGUUUUUCAGGAAUUACAAAGAAGAUUCUUAACCCAGUGACAACCAAACUCAAAGAUGUACAGAAGCUGUUAAGAAAACUACUUCCUCCUGAUGCUGUGUUAGUGGGCCAUUCCCUAGACUCGGAUCUCAGAGUAUUACAAAUGAUACAUCCAUAUGUUAUUGAUACCUCAUUGCUUUAUGCCGGGAAGCAGGGCAGAAGAUUUAAGCUAAGAUUCUUAGCCAAAGUUAUUUUGGGGAAAGAUAUGCAGUGUCCAGACAAGGUUGGUCAUGAUACCAUAGAAGAUGCUAGAACAACUCUUGAAUUAACUCGUUAUUUUCUUAAGAAUGGGCCAAAGAAGAUUGCAGAGCUCAAUCUGGAGGCACUAGCUAGUCAUGAAGAACUGAAAGCAGCCAGUCAAGAACCAGGAAACAAGGGAGGACCUACUGAGUGCCCAAAUAUGAGUGUUUUAGAAUGCCUGGACUCAGUGGGUCAGAAACUCCUUUUCCUGACCCGGGAUAUAGAUGAACUUUCUUCUUCUAGAAACUGUCAAACUAUUAGGUGCUCUUCAAAUAAAGAGGUGCUUGAGCAAGCUAGAGUGGAAGUCCCUUUGUUUCCCUUCAACAUCGUGCAGUUCUCUUUUAAGCCCUUUUCACCUAUCCUUGCUGAAGAGAUGAAGAAAAGAAUGAAGACGAAAUGGACAGAGAUGUCAACUGUCUAUGCUGGGCCAUUUAUCAAAAAUUGUAACAUUGAGGCUGUGAAGAAGAUGUUUAACAGCUUGGGCCCAGUCGAAUCAAUAACUCUUGUUCUUGAAACUUAUAUGCCUCACUUCUGUAUACAGUAUGAAGUCCUGGAAGCUGCUCAGCUGGCUAUAGAGACCAUGAAUGGCAUUUUGGUAGAAGAUUCCUACAUCAGGGUGCACAGGCCUGUGACAGAAUUCACCCUUGAGUGUGACAUCCUUGUGCAUGAGCUAGAGCAAGAUUCUGAGAACCAAGGAAUUAUAUAUGUUGCUGGAUUAGGUGAAACUUUUAAAGAACACCUACUGGAUCAGUCCAGCCUCUUUCCUGGCCUAGAAGCUGUGAUCCUGCCUAAAGAUGUUAAAAGCAGAAAGCAAAAAAACUACUGUUUCUUGAAGUUCAAAACUCGUGACAAUGCCCAAGUAGCUCUUGAAAUUUUCAAAGGCAAGGACUGGAAGUUGAAAGGCAGACAUGCCCUAACCCCCAGGCACCUCCAGGCAUGGCUUAAGGACAUACAUCCUGAACCGGCAACACCUUCAGGACUUCAAAUAGUACCACCUCUCUUGGAGAAGCAUGUCUUCCAGACUCUGAAGGAGAACCAUGCAAAGAUAGUAGCUUGGCGCUGUAACCAAAGGAUUGAAAGGCUCUACCACAGCCUGAGCCCGGGCACCCUCUGCCUCAUCCUGCUACCAGGAACCAAAAACACUUUUGGAUCACACCCAGGCCUAGGACUGAUGAAAAUAAAAGAAGAGGAAAAUGACACCCCAGGCCUGGGAGUGUAAGUCUCCCCAUACUUUCCAAGUGCCACUUUACAUAUAGAGAAUGUGGCUAAGCUACAGCCCCUGCGAGAGGAUGACAAACCUUUCCAUCUAGCAGACAGCUUUGGUAAAAAGUUAGGAUACCAGCUAAAGUAUAUUGUCAUGUUCAAAAUUUCAAUAAAUGCCUAAAACUCAAAA